GUAAAAAUCAAAAAAAAAAUCAAUCCAAUCUGGCCACUUGGCAUGCCUUUUCUGCCAUUCUGAUAUCACCUCACUCAUUAUGCUCACUAUAAUAGCCUGACAUUUUUUACAAAGGAAUCACCUCCAACCACUAGUCAUUUGCUACAGAUAUCAGCCGAGACUCUGUCCCUCAAGCCUUCCUUAUCAUUGUGCAAGAUGGCAAAGGCAAAGACCCCUCCACCGCCCUCUGCGCUCCAUUCAUAUGAGCCCCCAACGGAAGUAGCCUCGCAUCCUCCCUCGCAGCGUCAUCAUCACGACCACGAGCACCAUCACCAUCAUUCCCAUUACGUUCGCUCUGUCAGUCCUGGCGAGACUGUUAAAGGGACCAUUGAAGAGAAGCAGGUGGACGAGUUGAAAGAGGAAAAGAUUGUUGAAGCGCAAGUCAAAGUUGCUCCUGAACUCGUUGCACCGCCAGUCAUUGCAAGUGCAAAAGCAAGCACCAACGCAAAAAGUAGAGCUGCAAGUGUCGAGGCUCCUAGUGCAGCCGCAACUAUUUCACAUAUCACGAGGACAAAAAGUAUCCUCGCUACAACGUCCGCUCCUGCACAAGUAGUAGAAGUCGUACCCGCUGCUCCAAGUGCCUCUUCCAUUGCUGCGCCUCCCACUACGGUUGUACCAAGCGUCAAAGCCCGUCCUAGCAAGGCCCCUUCUGUAAAACCCGUAAACAGGCGACCAAGCGUAAAGGUCCCUUCUAUCAUACCUCCCUCCCUUACAUCUUCCCAUCGUUCGAGAUAUUCACACCAUCACCCCGAAGUGAUCGUCAACGUCACCAUUCCUCAGGCAGUCGCUGCGCCUGCGCCCCUUUCCCCACCAGUUAUCGCGGCUGUCCUACCCGCACCUACUGUCAUAGAAGGAACGGUAAAAGAGACUACUGCAGAAAAGUCUUCACCUCUCGUAGUACCAGCCACCGUCCCUCCCACCACGACGCAAGCGUCCACAAUCGUCACUAGCCCUGCCGCACCGCCGAGCCCGUCGCCAUCUACCAGAUCCCGGCUUUUCAGACUUCACAGUACCAAGCCUACCACCGCGCCUCUCCCUCCAGUGGCUCCGACAGCCGGAGAACAAGGUGUAGAAGGGGAACCGGAAGAGGAGAUAGUGGAAGAGACAAAGGUGGUUACGACUACCAGAACCUCCAAGCGUCGACCUGCUAGUCCACCAAAGGUUUCCGAGACCGGUAGUCGUUACGUCGAAAAUAUCCUGGAAGAAGAAGCUCCUGCACAUCCUCCGCCGCCGCCGCCGCCGCCUUCUACCAAGCCCAAGUCUGUCAAAUCAAGGCCAAAGUCUCUUGCGUCACUAUCUCCACUCCCUAGUGCACCGAACACGCCAGUCACUAUGAAGUGCCAUUUUUUCGGUAGUAAAUCAUCUCCUCCGCCGCCAAAGACGAGAACUGUAGAAACCACGACAGUGGAAACAGUUUCCUACCCCCUUCUACCUCAGAGCGUAGAGGAAGCCGAUGUCGACACCGCUGCAACUACUGCCGGUGGUCCCACGACCAAAGGAAUCAGGGGCGCAAGAUCAGUCGCGCUUACGGCUAGUAGCGGGAGAAUGUCCGGAACUAAAGCUGGGAUCCGUCCGAUUCCAAUGGUUGAUUACCAAGCUUUGAUGAAAAGAUCGCCGGCGCCUUCUCAGAAAAAGUCUUUGUCGCCUCCUACAGUUCCCGCCGCUCCAGCGCCUGUGCCUUCUACCACUGUGGAAGUGACUACGGCUCCUGCUCAAGCAGUGGCAGCAACUGAGCUACCUCCAGCUACUACCGUUGCCGUGACCGCGGCCGCUUCAAGUACUGGCCCACCUCCUAACGCUUUACCCCCGUCGACAGCGCCUCCUCCGUCCACUCUCGAGCGCACAACGGUUGCUAUGGAAGCCACAGCUCUUACGAGUCCCAAGACGAUCAUGACUUUAUCGGCUCAGCUUGACAAGGAUAGUCAUGGAAAUGAACAUCUGCACGCUCGCUGGCGUGAUCAUACCAAUGUCAACGAAGUAGAUUUGAAUACCGGGCAUGACGCUGGAGAGCAUGUGGAGACCACCGAAUCGCCAGGAGAGACAGACAAGGAGCGGACGCGGCGGGAGAAGAGGGAGAAGAAGGAGCGGGAAAAACGGGACAAGCUGGCAAACUCGGCGCCUUACCGGCCUGUCGGGGCACUGCCGCCACCGAAGAGCGAGAGGUAUGCAUAUCCGCCUGCUCCGACUGAGAUUGGGCGGCAGGCGAGGGAGCGGCUGAGUGAGAAGACGGGACGUGGGGGGUGAGUGGCUGUUUCUGGUUCCGGGGGGCUUUGGGCGGAAGGAACCCCCUUUUCCCCGAAGAGGUCC
Messenger RNA from Cryptococcus deneoformans JEC21, 2346 nucleotides. RefSeq lists its product as hypothetical. The transcript is spliced from 4 exons. Bases 196 to 2283 code for a protein of 695 amino acids. The record is from RefSeq and is a predicted model, not a curated record. Lineage: Eukaryota; Fungi; Basidiomycota; Tremellomycetes; Tremellales; Cryptococcaceae.